GUGCGGAGCCCCACAUGGGCCGGCGGCUGGCGCGGGGCGGGGCAGAGCAGAGGUAGUGAGUGCUUGGCGCGUUCCCGUUCCUGCGCGUAGAUCCGCUCGCUCGGCUCCCGGUCCGGUCGGUGGAGGUGCCCGCUGCUUCUCCCCGCGCUGCCCCCAGACAUGCUCCGUUUACCGACAGUCCUCCGUCAGAUAAGACCAGUGUCCAGAGCACUCGCCCCCCAUCUAACACGAGCAUAUGCGAAAGAUGUUAAGUUUGGAGCAGAUGCUAGAGCUCUUAUGCUUCAGGGUGUAGAUCUUCUAGCGGAUGCUGUAGCAGUCACCAUGGGGCCAAAGGGAAGAACAGUUAUUAUUGAACAGAGCUGGGGAAGUCCCAAAGUGACAAAAGACGGUGUGACAGUAGCAAAAGCAAUUGACUUAAAAGACAAGUACAAAAAUAUUGGAGCCAAGUUAGUUCAAGAUGUUGCCAACAACACAAAUGAAGAAGCGGGAGAUGGUACCACUACUGCAACGGUACUUGCACGUGCCAUUGCCAAGGAAGGCUUUGAGAAGAUCAGCAAAGGUGCUAAUCCAGUAGAAAUCAGGAGGGGGGUGAUGCUUGCAGUUGAUGCUGUCAUAGCUGAACUGAAGAAGCUGUCCAAACCUGUUACAACUCCAGAAGAAAUUGCACAGGUUGCCACAAUAUCAGCAAAUGGAGAUCAGGAAGUUGGGAAUAUAAUCUCCGAUGCAAUGAAAAAAGUUGGUCGAAAGGGUGUGAUCACUGUCAAGGAUGGAAAAACUCUAAAUGAUGAAUUGGAAAUCAUUGAGGGUAUGAAAUUUGACAGAGGCUACAUCUCGCCAUAUUUUAUUAAUACAACCAAAGGCCAGAAAUGUGAAUUCCAGGAUGCUUAUGUUUUAAUCAGUGAAAAGAAAAUCUCCAGUGUACAGUCCAUAGUCCCUGCUCUUGAAAUUGCCAAUGCUAACCGCAAACCUUUGGUCAUCAUUGCUGAAGAUGUUGAUGGAGAAGCCCUCAGCACUCUAGUGUUAAACAGACUGAAGGUUGGUCUUCAGGUUGUUGCUGUAAAGGCACCGGGUUUUGGAGACAACAGGAAAAACCAGCUUAAGGAUAUGGCAAUUGCUACUGGUGGUGCUGUAUUUGGAGAAGAGGGUUUGACCCUAAAUGUGGAAGAUAUUCAGCCUCAUGACUUUGGUAAAGUUGGAGAGGUCAUUGUGACAAAGGAUGAUACCAUGCUCCUAAAGGGGAAGGGCGAAAAGGCUCAAAUUGAAAAACGCAUUCAGGAAAUCAUUGAACAGCUGGAAGUUACCACAAGCGAAUACGAAAAAGAGAAACUGAACGAGCGGUUGGCCAAACUCUCUGAUGGAGUAGCAGUAUUGAAGGUUGGUGGCACCAGUGAUGUUGAAGUGAAUGAGAAGAAGGACAGAGUUACUGAUGCCCUGAAUGCGACCCGUGCAGCUGUGGAGGAAGGCAUUGUUCCGGGCGGUGGCUGUGCGUUGCUUCGCUGCAUUCCAGCAUUAGAUGCUUUAGCUCCAGCUAAUGAAGAUCAGAAAAUUGGCAUUGAAAUCAUAAAGAGAACACUGAGAAUCCCAGCAAUGACAAUUGCAAAGAAUGCGGGUGUUGAAGGCUCGCUAAUAGUUGAAAAAAUCCUGCAGAGUCCCUCAGAAGUUGGAUACGAUGCAAUGCUCGGGGACUUUGUAAAUAUGGUAGAAAAAGGAAUCAUAGACCCCACAAAGGUCGUGAGAACUGCUCUGAUGGACGCUGCAGGUGUUGCGUCUCUCUUAUCGACGGCAGAAGCAGUGGUCACUGAGAUGCCGAAAGAAGAAAAGGAGCCGGCGAUGGGAGGAAUGGGUGGGAUGGGUGGAGGAAUGGGAGGGGGCAUGUUCUAAUUCCUGGGAUGGGGAUGCAUCAUGAGCUGGGCUGUCAAAGACUUGACAGUUCUGAUUUCAAGAACUUGAGCUGUCAGGGCGGGAGGGUGGAUAGUGACUGCAGUGAGGCUGGUGUUGAAAAGAAUCACUGUAACCAUCAGUUACUGGAUUUCAUUUAACACACAUGUAAUUGUUUACAGUCAUUGUCCAUGCCUACAGAUAAUUUAUUUUGUAUUUUUUGAAUAAAGACAUUUGUACAUUCCUGAUAACUGGGUGCAAGAUCCAUCUGCCAUGGUCCUGAUUGAAACUUAAUUAAGGCACUUGAUAUCCUGUUUUGGAAUUUAUUGGUGCUUGCCAGUACUAGGAAGAACUUGGAAGCCACUGUGCGUGAGACUAGAGAAUUGUGUACGAAGUAGGCAAAUACACAGUUAUGUGACCUUUCUGUAAUAAAACAAGCUGCUCAAAAGUUACAAACUGUAUCACCUUAUUCAUCUGCACCCAAAGCCAUAGUCACAGGAGAACCGUAAACCCUUGCUGCUGCUUCUCAGAUUUUACUAGAAAGCUGACAGGGCCUUUCCCUCCAGGAAACAUUCCUUUGUCCAGAAUGUUUCUCAGAACUACAAGCGACUUUACUUUUGGUAAGAAAUAUCUUACUGCAGUUCUUUGAAAUAUUAAACUACGCUCUGAAAAUCA
Pezoporus occidentalis (night parrot) is the source of this 2553-nucleotide messenger RNA. It is a transcript of the gene HSPD1, whose product is annotated as heat shock protein family D (Hsp60) member 1. Gene Ontology annotation, cellular component: mitochondrial matrix; mitochondrial inner membrane. Gene Ontology annotation, molecular function: ATP-dependent protein folding chaperone; ATP binding; protein-folding chaperone binding. The coding region runs from base 160 to 1881 and encodes 573 amino acids. The transcript is spliced from 12 exons. The record is from RefSeq and is a predicted model, not a curated record. Gene Ontology annotation, biological process: mitochondrial unfolded protein response; positive regulation of interleukin-6 production; positive regulation of interferon-alpha production. NCBI's taxonomy places the organism in Eukaryota, Metazoa, Chordata, Aves, Psittaciformes, Psittacidae.